Molecule: messenger RNA, 1494 nt
Organism: Acanthopagrus latus (yellowfin seabream)
Lineage: Eukaryota; Metazoa; Chordata; Actinopteri; Spariformes; Sparidae
Gene: xaf1
Product: XIAP associated factor 1
Exons: 7
Coding region: 2-1021 (339 amino acids)
Molecular function (GO): zinc ion binding
Source: RefSeq, a predicted model, not a curated record
AAUGCAAGUUUCAACAGAGACUGACAUCACCUGCAAACUGUCCGAGGUUCAGAUGCAGAGUGGGUACCCGGGGGCAUCUGGCGCCAUCUCGCGGUGGAAGUGUAAAACACAAGCGGUGCUCUGGUUCAGAUAUUUUCACUUUCUGUUCUGCCGAAGCGGGCCGGCAAGUGUCAACGCCGGAACCAUUUUCCCCCACUGGCAGCUGAGCGUAGUUCAAACAUAUCUGGACAUGGAUCCGGAGGAAGCGACGCGCACAUGCGGCCGAUGCCACAAAGACGUUGCAGAGGCCAACUUCGCUCUGCACGAAACGCACUGCAGCCGCUUCUUGUGUCUCUGUCCCGACUGUAAUGAAGCCGUUCCCAAAGAUCAACUGAGCCAGCACAAAGAGGAGCAACACACCCAGGUGAGGUGCUCCGAGUGCAACCAGAAGAUGGAACGUUGCCGCCUAGUGGAUCAUCAGUCCGAUGAGUGCGUGGAGCGUCGAGAGUGCUGUCACUUCUGCGAGCUGGAGCUGCCGUGGAAGCAGCUAGACGAACACCAGCUGGUGUGCGGGAGUCGCACCGAGCUCUGCAGGGACUGCGGUCGCUACGUCACCCUGAGGGAUCAGGCCAAGCACGGCUUGACUUGCUCAGAUACUGUCAAUGGCUCGGGUCCUCCUCAGACUACUAGUGAAAAAACAGCGAACAACACAACAUUAACAGUGAACUGUGGCAGAUGUAAGGCAUCGAUCCCACGUGAGGAGAUGGUGAAACAUGAGUGGGAGUGUGUUCCAGCGGACAGGUCUGAUGAUGGAGAGGAUGAGCCAGAGGAGGAGGAGGAGAAGGAGGAGGAAAAUCUCUACAGAGGAGGGGCCACUGCUGCCAGUCUCAGCAGCGCCUACAAGGCAGCCUCCCUGACAGACAGACCCAGCGGCGGUGACCCAGACCAGAUUAGCACCUGUCCCCACUGCCACCUGGCCCUGCCCCUGUUCACACUGCGUUGGCAUGAGGUGAAGUGCCAAAUCCACAUUCUCUUAAAGUAAAGAGAGAGAACUCCUCAGAAUGGAUACGCUGCUUCAGUGAUCUUUGAUAAAUGUUUCAAGAAUAGAAGAAGAAGAAGAAGAAGAAUAUGGGCUGUUGAAAUGUCAUUUUAUAACCAGCCUUCAUCAGUUUCUCAUACUUUCUUGAAUGUCUACAUUUUGCUUUUAGUGUUGGUCACUUUUAUUUUUAGUUAGUGUUCACAUGACUUGCAGUGUGCUCACAUGAAGAGAAAGUGGUUCAGAAUAUUAUCAUCUGUAAGUGAAUUUAACACUCCUGACAACUUUAUAAUGUAUCUGUUUUCCAAUACAAAUACAGCUACUUUACAGCUCAUGCUAGUUGCCUUUUGUAAACCUUUGAAUAGAAUGUUAUGAGAAGAACUAUCACAGCGAGCAUUUUUCAGUGUCAGGGGCCACUAUUCAUCUGAAGAAACACCACCGCUCAUCCAUUUUAGUUUGUAUAGAAUUGUAUCAGGUGA